Rotaria sp. Silwood2 is the source of this 2826-nucleotide messenger RNA. NCBI's taxonomy places the organism in Eukaryota, Metazoa, Rotifera, Eurotatoria, Philodinida, Philodinidae. The record is from the annotation of a GenBank genome assembly.
AUGAUUAUAUUAUGGUGCAAUAUUCGAUGGUUGUUUUUACUGUUUAUACUCGGACAAUUUAAUGGACAAUAUGUAAAAGCAACUUGGCCUUUAUUAAACUCUUCCACCAUACAACUACUAGGGAUUUUUUCAGAUGAAGUAAAUGCAUCUCAGCCUUUCGAAAUUGCUAUUCAUUCUCGUGCUAUGUUCAAAGCAGCAGUCAUACUUUCUCAACAAUAUAAUAUAGCGAUUGAAGGACAAUUCAUAGGAUGGAAUGUUGCACAAACUGGUGGUAAAGUAAUAAAUGCUAUGAGUAGUACAUGUCAAGCGGCAUCUACUUCUAACAUUGUUGGUAUUGUGGGUCCAGUAUAUUCCAGAGAAAGCCCUAUUGUUGCUGGUUUUGGAGAACGAGUCGGUAUUCCUGUUAUAUCCUAUGCUGCAACAGAUCCUGAUUUAUCUGAUCGAAAUGCUUAUCCUGCCUUUUAUCGUACGGUUCCUUCAGAUACUGCGGCUGCAUCAGCAAUUGUGAAAUUGUUUAUGCGAUUUAAUUGGACUUCAUGCACAAUUAUUUAUCAAAAUGAUGCAUAUGGAUCUGGUGGUGCAAAAGUACUGACUGAAUCAUUUAUUAAUAAUGAUUUGAUAGUUGCAGAUACUUUAGUAUUUGAUAUAGCAACACUUCGCAUGCGAGAUAAUUUGAAAAAUGUUUUAACUAGUAGCUCAACACGAAUUGUUGUAUUAUGGGCUGGGUCAACUUAUACACCUUUAAUUUUACAAAAUGCACUUGAUUCUGAUGUACUUGGUCCACAAUUCACAUGGAUAUUAACUUCAAGUUUUUCAUUAAACUCUUUUAAUGAAACAUUUAAUCAAAAAUUAAUUGGAAUACUAACUGUUGAACCUAUACCAGGAAAUAUUGUUGAUGCACCAAUUAAUACAACAUUAUUAAAUGCAGCCUAUAAUAUUUGGAAACAAUAUGAACCUGAAACGUUUCCUAACUCAGGAAAAGUAAAUUAUUUUGCAUUAUUUGCAUUUGAUGCAACUUGGUUAUUGAUUCAAGCAUUACAAGAACUUUGUUCAAAAAUUACUAAUAGAUCUUCGUCAUGUAUAUCAUUUAUCAAUUCUUCAUUCUGUUUUGAUCGUCAUUUUCUCAAUUCCAAAUCAUUUUUCAAAACAAUUAAUAAUAUGACACUUCUUGGUGUUUCUGGUCCCAUACAAUUCAAUGCUAAUGUAACAGAUCGAAUAGAUGGUAGUUUUUAUUAUGUACAAAACUCUCGAAAUUUUUCAAAUAAACUAAAUUUUGUACCAGUAUUGAAAUAUUCUAAUCAUGAUGGUUGGCAAGAGAAUGCAGCAGGAGAUGUAAUUAUCUGGUCAGAUAAUUCGUUAAUACCUCCUACUGGUGGUGCAAAACUUGAAGGUGUUAAAUUACGAAUUGGUGUAAUUGAAUCAAUUCCAUUUACAAUGAUUAGUACUGUAACAAAUGAAUUUGGACAGAAUAUAACAAGGUUAGUUGGUUAUAUACCUGAUUUUAUUGAUCUUUUACAAAAUAAGAUGAAAUUUAUUCCAAAUAUUGAAUUAAUACCAUCGAAUCGAACCUAUGCUUCAUUAGGACAACUAGUACAAGAUCGUGUUUAUGAUAUAAUAGUAGGUGAUGUGACAGUUACUGCUACAAGAAGAGAAAAAAUUGGUUUUUCAAAUUCAUUAUUUGAUAAUUCUUUACAUAUUAUUAUGCGAAAAGCUCCCGACAUUGAUUUUGAUCUCUUUGCAUUCAUGAAACCAUUCUCAUUAAAGCUCUGGUUGUUGAUCUGUGGUAGUAUGAUUUUAGUGAGUAUUUUAAUCUGUCUAGUAGAGAGAGAAAAUAAUAGGUUACCAAGGGGAAUGCGAAAAAUUGAUUCAUGUGCAAUUAGUUUUUGGUAUGCUUUUGGCAAUCUUAUAGGAUAUGCUGCAGGUCCUUUUCAUGCUAAAACACCUGCUGGACGUUUAUUAACUGCUGGUUUAUAUAUCUUAUGUCUAGUAUUGACUGCAUCAUAUACUGCAAACUUAGCAUCGGACCUAACGUUAUCAAAAUCAAAGAAUUUUAUUUCUGGAAUUGAUGACAUUAAAAAUGGAAAAAUACCAUUCAAUCGUAUUGGUAUUCGAGUAGGUACAGCUAUGGAAGAAUAUUAUUUAAGAGAAAUCUCUGGUGGUAAUCGAAAUUAUUAUCCAUUUAAAUCUCUACAAGAAAUAUAUGACAGUUUAUUAAAUAAUAUAAUUGACGCAUCUUUACUUGAUGCGGGUGCUGCAGAAUAUAUAACGAAUAAUAUCUAUUGUAAUUUGGCAUUGAUUGGUGAAGAUUUUGAUAAAGGUGCAUUUGGUAUUAUAACACCUAAACAAUGGUUAUAUGGACAAGAUUUAGAUGUUAAUAUUUUGUCAUUAAGAGAAACAGGUAAUCUUGAUAAUUUAAGAAGAAAAUGGUUUCAAGUAAAGAAAUGUUCUGAUUCAUCAUCAACAUCUACUGCUAUUGAAAUUGAAUCAUUGGUUGGAUUAUUUUUAAUCUUUGGAAUAAUCUGUAUUCUAUCAUUAUUAUUAUUUGCAUGGAAGAAACGAAAUCAACCAGCCAGAAUUGCUGAACAAGCUCAGAACGAUGAAGUACCGUUAUGUGGUUCAAAUACAUAUGUCUAUGCUCCAAAAGAUGAUGCAAAACAUCGAUCUCGUUGGAGAGAUUUAUAUACAAAUGAAGAAUCAAAUGAAUUAACACAAUUAAUUAAUUUAGCCAAGCAAAAUGGAAUAAAUUUUAUUUAUGCAUUAUCACCUGGUUUAGAUAUUUGUUAUUCAUCUCAAAAAAGAUUUAUCAGCAUUAAAAAGAAAAUUUAA